AUGCGUGUCACCUCCAUCUUCGUCGCCGCCGGCCUUGCGCUGUUCGCCAACGCCCAGACGACUGUGAGCAGCGCCGGGGCUGCCCAGAGCUCUGCGCAGGCUGAGGUCCUCCGCUGCCUCGAUGCUUGCGACCCCAAGGACGUGAACUGCCGCGCCAAGUGCACCUCCGUCCCCUUCCCCAACGACUCGCAGGCCAACGCCACCAACGACUGCGUUGCCGCCUGCCCCAUCGGCGAGGGCACCGAGGCCGACAACAACGCCUACACCAAGUGCGUGAGCGACUGCAUCGGCGCCAACUACUACACCCCGUCGGCCGGCACCCCGCAGCCCACGGGCGGCGCCAGCACCGGCGGCAACGGCGACAGCGACGACAGCAACGACAGCAACGAUGACAGCGGCAACGACGACAGCGGCAACGGCGACAACACCGGCAACGACGACGCCACCGGCACCGACGACAGCGAGGGCACCCAGACCUCCGACGGGCCCUCGCCGUCCGAGUCGACUGGCGCCGCCUCCCUGGUUGGCGCGUCCUCGGGUGUCGUCGGUGUUCUCGGGCUCGUGGCCGCUGUCAUGGCUCUGUAA
This is a messenger RNA of Chaetomium fimeti, 585 nucleotides long. RefSeq lists its product as uncharacterized. The record is from RefSeq and is a predicted model, not a curated record. Bases 1 to 585 code for a protein of 194 amino acids. NCBI's taxonomy places the organism in Eukaryota, Fungi, Ascomycota, Sordariomycetes, Sordariales, Chaetomiaceae. The transcript has 2 exons.